Molecule: messenger RNA, 1221 nt
Organism: Juglans microcarpa x Juglans regia
Lineage: Eukaryota; Viridiplantae; Streptophyta; Magnoliopsida; Fagales; Juglandaceae
Product: G-type lectin S-receptor-like serine/threonine-protein kinase At2g19130
Exons: 1
Coding region: 1-1221 (406 amino acids)
Biological process (GO): recognition of pollen
Source: RefSeq, a predicted model, not a curated record
AUGUGGGAAUCGAGACUGCUAAGCCAUUUCUUCUUUGUUCUGCUUCUACUCCUCAGAGCAUUCUUCUCCAUUGCAGUUGAUACCCUUUCGAAAGGUCAGUCCCUUUCAGCAAUGAAUACCGACAGCAUAUCAUCUAAUGGUAGCGUAUUUGAACUGGGAUUCUUCAAACGAGGUACUCCUCCAAAAUUCUACCUGGGGAUAUGGUUCAAACGCUUAGUGGGCGAGAGGAUUGUUUGGAUAGCAAAUAAAGAAAAACAUUUGUCUGACCCAUCUUCUUCAAGACUCGAAUUCUCAGAAGAUGGCAAUUUAGUCCUUCUUGAAGGUUCCUACAAUAUGCCAUUUUGGUCCACAAAUUUGCAGAAUCUUCCUUCAAAUUCAACUGAAGCAGUAUUACGUAAUGAUGGAAAUUUCGUUUUAAGAGAGAGAUCGAGCGUUUCUGCUAUAUUUUGGGAGAGUUUCAACCAUCCAACUAAUACAUGGCCGCCGGGUGCAGAGCUGGGGAUGGAUAAGGCUGGAAAAGUACCGAAACAGCUUAUUUCAUGGAUAAAUUCAGAAGAUCCAUCACCAGGUGUGUUCUCGUUGAGGCUAGACCCAAAUGAUAGUAACCAAUUUAUCUUGGAGUGCAACAGGUCCCAAGUUUAUUGGAGAAGUGGAGUUUGGAAGGGAGAAUCUUUCAACUCCUUCCCUGAGAUGAGGUGGUUGAAUCAUAUAUUUAACUUCAGUUUCGUGUCAAAUGAAAAAGAAACCUAUUCUACGUACUCUCUUUAUAAUACUUCUCGCAUGUCCCAGUUUUUGAUUAGUUCUAAUGGACAGAUCCAGCAAUACAUGUGGCUGUCCUCUGCUGAGCCGUGGUUUCUAUUUUGGGCUCAACCAAAAUCACUAUCUGAUGUCUAUGCUUUGUGUGGUCCAUUUGGCAUAUAUCAUGAUACUACAUCUCGUCCUUGUGAUUGUCCAAAAGGCUUUGAACCAUUUUCAGAUACUCAGACCAGACUAAACGACUGGUCCGGUGGUUGUUUGAGGAGAUACCCUUUGCAAUGUGAAAAUCGUAAUGCCAAAAAAGAUUGGUUUCAGAAAAUACCCAACACCACAUUGCCAACUAACUGGAAAGCAUAUUCGGCAGUCAGUGCUCGGAGAUGUGAAUUAACUUGCAUGAAUAGUUGUUCUUGCAUAGCUUAUGCUCAUAAUAGCACCGGGUGUAUGAUAUGGGAAGGAGCUCUUUGA